Messenger RNA from Athene cunicularia (burrowing owl), 4265 nucleotides. It is a transcript of the gene NFX1, whose product is annotated as nuclear transcription factor, X-box binding 1. Gene Ontology annotation, biological process: negative regulation of transcription by RNA polymerase II. Gene Ontology annotation, molecular function: RNA polymerase II transcription regulatory region sequence-specific DNA binding; DNA-binding transcription factor activity, RNA polymerase II-specific; zinc ion binding. NCBI's taxonomy places the organism in Eukaryota, Metazoa, Chordata, Aves, Strigiformes, Strigidae. The coding region runs from base 1 to 3480 and encodes 1159 amino acids. Gene Ontology annotation, cellular component: nucleus. The record is from RefSeq and is a predicted model, not a curated record. The transcript is spliced from 24 exons.
AUGGAAGAUAUUUCUGCUCUCAGUGUAGAUAUGGGGAAGCAGCUGAAGUCAAAGAAUGACGGCUUGGUCAUGACAGAUGUGCAGCCCAUCCAGGGUUCAUUGAAUUUCAAUCCUGAUGCUGCUGAUUCUAUUCCAGGAGAAGGACAACCUACAGAUAUAAAUUGGGUAAAUAAAGAUAGGAAAGACUCCAACAGUGUUCAGAACAGAAGUAAGUUACCAUUUCCUAGUCUGUCCUCUGAAAGAGGUAGAGAUUAUGAAAGCUCUUCCACAAAGCAUCAUGGCUUUUGUAAUCCAGACAGUCAGUAUGGGAAUUCUGAAGACUUCCACCAGUAUUUUAGUACCAGUAAAAGUUUGAAGAAUCGUAACUUGCAAAGCCAGAGAUGGCACAGAUCAAGAAAUGAUAGCGCACAUGCUAGAAGUAAGAUAAGGCAAACUACUGCCGAUGCUGCUGCAGGUGCAGGAAUUACAGAUGCUGCAGUAGUACCUGGGAGAAGAGCACCUCCUAGAGGGUACAAUGACUUUCUCUCCUCAGAGAGUGACAGAGAGGUACCUAAUGCAGAUAGCAGAGGAGCAAAGCCAAAGAAAACACAUCUAAUGCAUGCAUCUGGAAGAGGUUUCAGGGAGAAGGGAAAGCAAGUACAUGACCGGGAAAAGAGAGUGAGCUCUAAACAGAAAGUGGAGCUGUUUGAAAAUGUUCCACCUUUGGAUUUGACUCAGUCUGACUCUUCAGAAUCAUCUGUUGGAAAGGCAUUCUGUGAUGCACCUGUUGGUAGUGCGGAUGAGCAGAAAGGCUACAAUUACGUAAACAAAAGAUAUCCCCGGAAGCCUGUGUGGAAUAAACCCCCAGUAGAAAAGGAGUGUCAGAAAAGACAUGAUUCUCACCGUAGUAAAAAUACAAGAGUAGGUAAGAAGUCUUCUCUUGCAUAUGCUCCAAAAGAUAAAAAUGAGAGGAAGAAAGAAAUCUCUGAUCACAAGAAUGAGGAAAACUUGACCAGUGAAAUCAGGCAUCAGUUGUCUGAUUCUGUCAGAUGUAAUGGAAGAAAGUUCCUGCUAAAGGGGGAUCAGGCACCUGCCCUUCAUUUCAGCUGGACCCAAUACUGGAAAAAGCAAAGUGAUGUACCAAAAAACAAAGAAACUCAUACAGGGUCACUGAUUGAACAGUUGACCACAGAGAAGUACGAGUGCAUGGUAUGCUGUGAGGUGGUCCGAAUAGUAGCCCCAGUGUGGAGCUGUCAGAAUUGUUACCAUGUUUUCCAUCUGAAUUGCAUUAAGAAGUGGGCACGAUCACCAGCUUCACAGGCUGAAGAUGGUAAUAGUGGUUGGAGAUGUCCAGCUUGUCAGAAUGCUUCUACGCAAGUUCCUAAAACUUACACUUGUUUCUGUGGUAAGGUACACAAUCCUGAAUGGAAUAGAAAUGAAAUCCCACAUAGCUGUGGGGAACUUUGUGGGAAGAAGAGACAGUGUUUGGACUGUCCACAUCUUUGUAACAUCCUGUGCCAUCCAGGACCUUGCCCUUCGUGCCCAGCCUUUGUGACAAAAACAUGUGAAUGUGGACAAACAAGUCAUUCAGUUCGCUGUGGGCAAUCAACAAAAAUUCAUUGUUCUAAUGUAUGUGGAAAUACUUUAAACUGUGGUAAGCACAGCUGUACUCAAGUGUGCCAUGCAGGAAAAUGUUCACCUUGCCAGUUAACAGUACAGCAAGUGUGUUACUGUGGAAGCAACUUUAAAGAAGUAUUGUGUGGGACAAAGGAAGAAUUCUCUGAUGGAUUUGGAAAUUUCUCAUGUCAGAAUAUAUGUGGCAAAAAAUUAAAUUGUGGGAGGCACAACUGUACCCAGGUAUGCCAUCCUCAGCCUUGCCAGCUCUGUCCACGACUUCCGCAAGUAGUUCAUCGCUGUCCUUGUGGUCAGACUCCUCUCAGCAAGUUACUGGAACUAGGAUGUGUUGAACGUAAAAUAUGCACAGACCCUAUACCAUCAUGUGGAAAAACAUGCGGCAAACCUCUUUCUUGUGGUAGCUAUGAGUUCGUUCACACCUGUGAAAGCCUUUGCCAUGAAGGAGACUGUAGACCAUGUUCUCACACAUCAAAUAUUUAUUGUAGAUGUGGCUUCAAAAAAAAGGAAGUCCCAUGUGCUCUCCUCAGAAAUAAAGCUGCUAUUACAUUCAUGUGUGACAAGCGAUGCAACAAGAAAAGAUCAUGUGGACGACACAAGUGUAAUGAAGUUUGCUGUGUGGACACAGAACAUAAGUGUUCUUUGGUUUGUGGUCGUAAACUCAACUGUGGGCUUCAUAGGUGUGAAGAACCCUGUCAUCGGGGCAGUUGUCAAACAUGCUGGCAAACAAGUUUUGACGAGUUAACUUGUUACUGUGGUGAAUCUGUGAUUUACCCCCCUGUCCCCUGUGGCACUCAGCCACCAGAAUGUAAAAAGACAUGCACCAGGCCACAUGACUGUGAUCAUCCAGUGUACCAUUCCUGUCACAGUGAGGAGAAAUGUCCACCCUGUACUUAUCUCACUCAGAAAUGGUGUAUGGGCAAACACGAACUGCGAAGUAAUAUUCCUUGUCAUCUCACUGACAUUUCCUGUGGACUUCGCUGCAAUCAAAUGUUAAAAUGUGGAAUGCACAAAUGUAAAAGAAUCUGUCAUAAAGGAGAAUGUCUUAUAGAUGAAGAGUGUAAACAGCCAUGUACUAUUCCAAGGCUAUAUUGUAAUCAUCCCUGUAUGGCUCCGUGUCAUCCUUCUUCACCCUGUCCAACAACAUCCUGCUGCGCAAAGGUUGAUCUUCAAUGUGAAUGUGGAAGAAGAAAGGAGAGUAUGAUUUGCUCAGAAGCAUCUAAUACAUAUCAAAGAAUAGCUGCUAUAUCUAUAGCCACUAAGUUAACAGAUCUACAGCUUGGAGAUUCAGUGGAAAUCAGUAGGCUUAUUACAAAAAAAGAAAUGAAGCAGGCCAGAUUGCAAUGUGAUGAAGAAUGCUUAGCUCUUCAGAGGAACAGGCGUCUUGCUGAGGCUCUUGAAAUAGAUGAUAAUUCUGAUCCUUUUAACAUCCGUUCUUCUGGACCAAAGUACAGUGACCUUUUAAAAGAAGAUGCAAAGAAGGAUUUAAAAUUUGUCAGUGACAUUGAGAAGGAGAUGAGGAUGCUUGUGGAAGCUGUGAAUAAGGGCAAACAUACAAAGAAGAGCCAUUGCUACCCACCAAUGAACAGAGAUCACCGCAGAAUCAUCCAUGAAUUAGCUCAGGUUUAUGGCAUUGAAAGUGUGAGCUAUGACAACGAACCAAAGCGUAAUGUUGUUAUCACUGCAGUGAAAGGAAAAUCCAUUUGUCCAAGCAAUACCUUAACUUCUGUGCUGGAUAAAGAAAUGCAGAGCCGGCCUCCACCUCCUAUUCCUCAUUACAAACAAACAGAUAAGAGUAGUGGAAACAGUGGUUUAUCCAAGCCAGUAAAGGAAGAGCCAGUAAUUGACUACUUUGAUGUCCAGGACUGAAGUUGAUUGGUGUAGAAUUAUGAUAUAGAAGCUUAGAGGUGAAGACACUAAAUUAUUGUGUGAGGCGCUUUUUUGUUAUCUGUCAAAUGAUCAGUUGUUCAGCAUAUUCAUGAUUUAACAUCUAAAGUUAGAUUGAUUGUGAUACUUCAAAAAGUUAUGCAUUUUUACAGUUCAUGUAACUGCAUAACACCUAACAGUAGUAUAGCUUUUUAAACCUGGAUUUGGUGCAAUUUUUUAUCUAAUGUGUUGUCAGAAUGAUGUAGAUUUCCAUUGAUGCCUUUAAAGUGAGAGAAUUGGUUAUCAAAUAUAUUUUUGGAGGUAGUAGGAACAAUGAUAAAUCUCAGAGAUUUAUUUUGACAUAUCUCAUGCAAUUUAAAAUGGACCAGAAAUAAUCUGUGCUAAAAACACUGAUGGGAUUAUUCUUGAAGUGUUUUUAUAUUUUUAUUAAUUCACUUUUGUGUUAAUGUGGUAAACCUGGGUAUGAGUUAUUCCUCUACAUGGAAGGAAGUGAAAAAUUUAGUCUGAAGUAUAGAUAUAUACAUUUCAGUGCCUGUUAAUUGCACAGGCGUCUUUUGAUUUGGGAGAGGUGGGGAAUUAAGACAUACUUUGCUUUAUUUCAAAUUUGAUGUGUAAAAAAAAAAAAAUAAAUCGCACAAAAAAACCCACAAAACAAAAAAACACACAAAAAAACCACAAAACCAAAAAAAACCCCAAAAAAUCAACACAAGAAAUUUAUUAAUACUUUGUUAUUCAAGACCUUGAAUAAAAUCAUACUUUAUAUAUUA